GUGUUUCCACUUUUUCACCAGCUUCUGAAUGCAGCGUAUCACGUGACAGCGCCUCACAGAUCAGAGAAGGAAAGCUAACAUGGCGGUGUGCAUAUCAGUCAUCGCAAAAGAGAACUACCCGCUGUAUAUCCGCAGUGUGCCCACCCAAAAUGAGCUGAAGUUUCACUACACCGUGCACACCUCCCUGGAUGUGGUGGAAGAGAAGAUCUCUGCUGUGGGCAAAUCUUUAGGGGACCAGAGAGAGCUGUACCUGGGUCUGCUCUAUCCCACUGAAGACUACAAAGUAUAUGGGUAUGUAACAAACUCCAAGGUGAAAUUUGUUAUCGUUGUGGACUCCUCAAAUACAUCAUUACGGGACAAUGAAAUCCGAAGUAUGUUCAGAAAACUACACAACUCUUUCACUGAUGUAAUGUGCAACCCAUUCCACACUCCAGGGGACACCAUUCAGUCCAAGGCUUUCGAUGGCAUUGUAUCUGGAAUGAUGGUGCAAGCUGGCUGACACUUCUUCCCCCUCUUCCCCUGAACCUCCACUGUACAGAACACCCCUAAUCCCAACUAUUGUUAACAUGUUGCCUUGAUGAUUUAAAUGCAUAAUAAACUACAUUUGUUGAUUA
Notothenia coriiceps (black rockcod) is the source of this 614-nucleotide messenger RNA. It is a transcript of the gene trappc2l, whose product is annotated as trafficking protein particle complex subunit 2L. NCBI's taxonomy places the organism in Eukaryota, Metazoa, Chordata, Actinopteri, Perciformes, Nototheniidae. The transcript has 5 exons. The coding region runs from base 80 to 499 and encodes 139 amino acids. Gene Ontology annotation, biological process: endoplasmic reticulum to Golgi vesicle-mediated transport. The record is from RefSeq and is a predicted model, not a curated record.